Diorhabda carinulata is the source of this 2076-nucleotide messenger RNA. Its product is annotated as BOS complex subunit ncln. Bases 239 to 1903 code for a protein of 554 amino acids. The record is from RefSeq and is a predicted model, not a curated record. NCBI's taxonomy places the organism in Eukaryota, Metazoa, Arthropoda, Insecta, Coleoptera, Chrysomelidae. The transcript is spliced from 8 exons. Gene Ontology annotation, cellular component: endoplasmic reticulum membrane. Gene Ontology annotation, biological process: regulation of signal transduction.
CGUGCUAUUUAGUUAUCAUUUUUAUUAAUUACACAGUUUGAUCGCUAAAAAUUGUCUAGUCACAUGCCGUGCUGUCAUUGUAGGUAUUCUGGCAUUUAAUAGAGACGGGACCAAUAAGGGUAAUAGAGAGGAAAUUUAAUUGGGUUAAAAUCGUGUUAAUUUUCAAUGUUUUUGUGGAUUCGUUAAUUAAAUUAAAGGUUUAUACAACUUUAUAGGAUAAAUAAAAUAAGUAUUUAAUAUGUGGCUUCAGGAGAUUGAGGAAAUAUUUAAAGGCUAUUUGCCUUAUUACAUUUUAAUAUUUUUACCGAUAUUCAUAAUAGUUUCACCAGUGAAUCCGGUAUAUGCAUCUUCCGAAUUUCCGGUGCACAGAAUGCAACAUUACGAUUUACACGGUAUCGCUCAUGGUUGUAGAAGUGCCGGUCUAAAUUUAGAAGCUAAAUCAUUAACGAAUUGGAAUUCGCCGAGACAUUGCGUGGUAACAAAAUUAAAAGAUUUAACGGUGGAUAGUUUUAGAAAUAUUAAAUUAAAAGCAGGGGGUUUAUUGGUUAUGUUACCUAAAGAUAUCGCCUCUUUGAGUUACGAAGAUAAGCAGCAUCUUCUUAUCUUAGAAAACGCAAUGAUAGCUCAAGAUGUAUCAAUCCCUGUAUAUUUUUCGAAAUAUUCUCCACAACUUGAAUCUAUUAUAAGAGACGUAGAAAACAAUUUGGAUAAUAGCGAUAUGAGUAAAUCGGCAGCGGAGGCAUUAGUAAAUUCUAUUGCUGCUAACGGAUACCAGAUAGUAGUAUCUGCUAGUACACCGGCGGUACAAACUGAUGCUAAAAUUGCUACUAUACACGGACAAUUGUCCGGUUAUAAUCCCAGUGGAAAUGUACCGACAGUGGCUAUUGUAGCACAUUAUGAUAGUUUUGGAGUUGCUCCUGAACUAUCUUUCGGAGCAGACUCGAAUGGAUCUGGCGUUGUCGUACUUUUAGAACUACUCAGAUUAUUCUCCGGGUUAUACUCUGACCAAAAGACCCGCGGAAGGUUCAACAUAGUAUUCGCUUUAACCGGUGGCGGUAAAAUCAAUUAUCAGGGUAGCAAAAAGUGGUUGGAGGAUCAAUUGGACUCAAUAGAAGGAUCAAUAUUGCAAGAAGUUUCUUACGUUAUGUGCCUCGAUACCCUCGCCUCCAACGAUUCUAUUUACAUGCACGUGUCGAAACCCCCCAAGGACGGAUCGCCGUCUUCUUUAUUUUUCAAAGAACUGAAAUCUGUCGGGGGUGCUUUGUACCCCGAUACGUCCAUCGAGGGGGUGCACAAGAAGAUCAAUUUAGCCGAUGAUAUUUUAGGAUGGGAACACGAGCGAUUCAGUAUUAGAAGACUUCCUGCAUUCACUUUGUCGACUUUGAAAAGUCAUAAAGAUUUUAGGAAGUUCACUAUUACGGAUACCAAGGAAAAUUUAAAUGUGGAUAAAUUAAUGGAGAACACUGAUAUUAUUGCCGAAGCGUUAGCUAGGUAUAUAUACGGUGUUUCUUAUGGGAAAGUGUUUGGAGAUACGAGGAAAAUAGAUAGAACCCAUAUUGAAACUUGGUCGAACUAUAUUUCUAGUCAGGCUAGAUCGCCCCAAUUAUUAAGUGCAAAAGACAAUCUACUAGUUGGUACUUUCAAAGAAACUUUCAAUAAAUAUUUGAGGGACGCUAAAAUAACGUUCGCAGUACCUGACAAGAGGGAUCCAGAUUUUCAAUUUUAUCAAAAUACCGGCGGCACCGUCAAUGUAUAUAGUGUAAAACCAGCAGUUUUCGAUCUAGUCCUAACAAUCGCGAUAGUUUUGUAUCUUUUGUUGAUAUACGCGUUUAUUGAAUAUUUUUCCGUAUUUUAUAAUUUAGCUUGUAAUUUUACGGUUAAUAAAAAGAUAAAAAACUUUUAACGGAAAAAAUUUUUUGUCAAAUAGUCGCGUUUUAGUUAUUUUGUUUUACAUCGAAUGAAAUUUUUUGUAUGUAUGAUUGUUUGUACAUAAAUUGAGAGGGAAAUGAUGUGAAGACGUUUUUCUAUCAUGUUGUACCUAAAUAUGCAAUAAUUUAAUAUAUUACUUUAAAAACU